ACCGCUGCAGCCUCGGUGAUGUAAUGCGCAUGACGUCACAUCCGGGAGCGCAAUGGUGAAUGGGGCGGCAGGCGGAGACAAACAGCUGUGGACGAAAAUGUAAUAAAGCCUAUCGUCUGUUAUAUCUGUAAAUGUGGGUUUUUGUGAAAACGGUUAGGGAUUAACGCAGCUAAGCAUCUGAGCAGACGCCGCAUCAUGGCAGCUGAAGAAGAGAGGGGGGUGGUUCGUGUCCGAGUCAAGAAGUGUGAGGGGAUGCUGCCUGUGGAGUUUCGCUCCUUUGCUGUUGACCCCCAGAUCACUUCUCUGGAAGUGCUGCAGCACAUCCUUAUCCGGGCCUUUGAGCUGAAUGGGAAGCGUAACUUUGGAAUUAGUUAUCUAUCGCGGGACCGUGGCGGUGUGGAGGUGUACCUGUCAUUACUGUCAGACUGGGACCUGGAUGCCGCAUUUGUCAGUGCAGCAAAGCCCUACUUGCAGUUGAAGAUGGACAUCAAGCCAUCUGAAGAUAGCCCCCUGCUGGAAGACUGGGACAUAAUUAGUCCGAAGGACGUGAUUGGCUCCGAUUUGUUGCCUGCAGAGAGGAGGUCUCUUGCUGCUGCCGCUCUCCCCUUCACCCAGUCACUGCUGUCGCAGGUGAGCUGCUUCUUCCCAGCCCCUGUGUGUCAUGCCAGCCACUUGCUGAGGUUAACAAGGCCGCGUUGGUUUCCUCAGGUUGGCCGCACGCUGUCACGCGUGCAGCAGGCCCUAAGCUGGACCUACGGGGAGGAGGUGAAGCCCUUCAAGACUCCUUUGAGCGAUGCAGAGUUCCACAGCUACCUCAACGGACAGGGCCAGCUGUCCCGGCCAGAGGAGCUCAGGCUGCGCAUCUACCAUGGCGGGGUGGAGCCCUCACUUCGCAAGGUAGUGUGGCGGUACCUCCUCAAUGUUUACCCCGACGGCUUGACGGGCCAGGAGAGGAUGGACUACAUGAAGAGGAAGACGAGGGAGUAUGACCGGCUGAAGGGGGAGUGGCCGGCACGGGUGAACCCAGAGGACCUGGAGUUCAUCAGGGGCAACGUGCUGAAGGACGUUCUGCGGACGGACCGCGCCCAUCCCUACUACGCCGGCUCGGAGGACAGCCCGCACCUGGUGGCCCUCACAGACCUGCUCACCACCUACGCCAUCACACACCCACAGGUGUCCUACUGCCAGGGCAUGAGUGACAUCGCCUCCCCAAUCUUGGCAGUCAUGGACAACGAGGCUCACGCCUUCAUCUGUUUCUGCGGAAUCAUGAAGCGCCUGGAGGGGAACUUCCAGCCGGACGGCCGCCUCAUGUCCAUCAAGUUCCAGCACCUGAAGCUGCUGCUGCAGUAUUCGGACCCCGAGUUCUAUGCCUACUUGGUGUCCCGAGGCGCCGACGACCUGUUCUUCUGCUACCGCUGGCUCCUGCUGGAGCUGAAGCGUGAGUUUGCGUUCGAGGAUGCCCUGAGGAUGCUGGAGAUCACCUGGAGCUCCCUGCCCCCCGAUCCUCCCGAGACGGAGGUAGAGCUGGUGGGGCCACCUCUGGAGACGGAUGCCUUCCACGCCGACGGGGGCGGCGGAGCUCCAGAGCAGGAGGGGGACGGAGGUGAGCAGGCGGGGGAGCAGAAGGAGCAGCAGCGCAGACGCCACAUGCUGAGGCCCUCGCGGGACGAGGCGGAUGGCGACGGGCGGCUGGGCUCUGGCGACGACGAGGGCGGCCCCAGGAGGGAGGCGGAAGGGGAAAACGGACCGGCUGAGGUGGCCGGGGAAACUGAGAGCAGAGUGGUGCCUCCUUUCGAGAAGCAGCUUAGCUUCGGUGAGUUUAAGUACUACAGCGCCCGGCACGAGGACAGCUUCGAGCUGGAUGAUGACGUGCCGCCGCACGGGCCGUGGCAGGACUCUCACUCGCCCUCAGCUCCCGCCUCUCGGCAGCCCACAGAGGAGAGCGAGGACGACUCCGCGGAGAGGGAGCCUCUUAUCAGGUGCGACGAUAAACUCUCGUCCUCCGAGACCGAAGGGAGAAGCUCCCCGAAUGGCCAAACCGCCUCCCCAGUCUCCCCAAUCUCUCCAGUUUCCCCAUGUUUGCCAAACUGGAGGGACAGUCCUUCCCCCUCCCCAGCCACUUCCCCCUCGGUGUCCGGCUGUAGGCUGGCAUCGCCAGCGGUGCCCACCUCGAAACACGCCCCCUCCUCUUUAUCGAGUGGUGCCACGUUGUCCCCGGAACGGUCUGCUGGACGCUGCACUGCUUCGUUACCAACGUCAAACGCGGCGGCCGGAGCCUCGCCCCUGACCCCCUCGGGGAGGCCCUCCCCGUCACUCUUGUGUACCCCGAACCGGUCACUGCUGUCCUCCCCCAUCCUGUCGUUCGGCAGGGCUCCCUCCCCGCCCAGCUCCACAGCCAACCAGCCCUUCUCUAAUGGCAUGAUUCCCUCUACGUGCACAAAAGUGGCCGCCACGCCUCCAAGCGCCCCCCCGGCCACCCGGCCCGAGGACGCCCCCACCAAGCCGGCCUCGCUGCCCCCGCCGCAGGAGUUCGGCAAGGGGAACCCCUUCAUGCUCUUCAUGUGCCUGUCCAUCCUGCUGGAGCACCGAGAUCACAUAGUGAAGAAUGGCCUGGACUACAACGAGCUGGCCAUGCACUUCGACCGGCUGGUGCGUCGCCACCACCUGGGCCGCAUCCUGCAGCGCGCCAAGGCCCUCUUCGCCGACUACCUGCAGAGCGAAGUGUGGGACUCUGAGGAGGGCGACGAGGUCAAUUCGGACUCGCCCACCGUAGGGUCUGCUGCCGGCCACGUGCCCACUGGCAGGUCGCGCUCGCCCGCCCUGCAGUCCCGGGCGACCUCGCCCAACUCCACGUAUAACCUCUCUGCCACCAUUGCUUCACCGUCUUCCCCCAUCUUCCCGUUUAUGUCCGUACACACAGUCACACCUACUGCAGCCUGGCCUUUUAAUGCCCCCUUUUGGAUCUGCCAGUCGUCACACCAGCCCACCUACAAUCCUGUGUAGGGAGUGAAAAUAUAAUGAUUUUAAUUGGUUGGUUUCUCAUCUUUAGCCUAGCCAGUGAAUUUGAUUAGUAUCCUCAUACUCUUCCUAAGACAAAACAGCUGAAACCUGUGAGGAUGCCUUCCAUCUUUUCUCUAAGCUGGCUAGGCUGUUUAAAAAUCCCAGGAUCCUUUCCCCCUUCCUCAGAAUAAAGUCUUUGGAAUGUCUCUGUGGAUGGAUUUUCAGGCGGUGGUGUUAAUGAUGCGUUACGUUUGUGGCUUGACCAAAGGUCCCUGUUUUCUGGGAUAUUUAGAUUGUUUGCACCUCCUCUUCCCUCUUUUCAACAUCGAUCUUUAUCACCCAAGGCUCCCUGUUGCUCCGUAGUUACACCAGAUAAGCCUGGACAGGCAAGGAUCCAUUUUUAAAAUGGCUAAUGUAGCGAACUCAAAAACAGAUGUUCCCUUCUUAAGCAAUAUGUGCAAUAUUUGAAAGGCCAGUUGUUCGUGGAUUUAUGAGUAUAUCUGAUGGUGAACUCGCACAUCGAAGCACUCUUCAACACUCACCUGGCAUGGGUAUUUUAUUUUAUUUAUUUUUUAUUUUUUGCAUGGCAUUCGUGUAGAAACUUUUCUUGCUCCAAUUAAGACAAUCGUCAAUCCCGGUGAUCAAAGAGGAUUGUCUUAAGCACUUUGGCUUUAAGUAAAGACAUCUGAAAUGUUCACAGAAGUUAUUUAUCUGGUAUAAUAAACUUUUGGAUUGGUUUUUACAAAUGUACAGUGUUAUUUCCAGAGAUAAAUAUGGUUUGUUCUAUACAGUUUCUCUGGGAACUCAAAGUAAUUUGUUUAAAAAUUAAAUAAAUACUGAAUAUUGGAACAUUUAGUGCAGUAUGGUUUGUUUGAACUUCUCUGUAGAGUUUGAUACCUAACAACAACAUUCUUUAAGUACAGAAUGUGUGUAAGUUUUUUUUUUUUUUUUUUUUUUUUUAAGUAAAUGUUUUCUUUUUAAUGAUCCUGGGGGUUGUUAUGCUUCGUUAGUGGUCAGAUUUGACAAAAUGACCUUAGGAAACAAACUAAACAAACAGCUGCUCAUUUUACUACAUGGGCUGUUUCCUGUGAGGGACAUAGACCCUUUUUAAAAACAUACUGUAAGUCCUACAAAUGCCUCCUUGUCCUGUGCAUAGUUUUCAAAUUCAGACAUAUUUUAAACAUUGACCUGCUGUAAAGGAAAACAGGUCUAUGUAAAAGUAAAGAUGUAUGUAUUAUACAUAGUAAUAUGCACUUAUGUAUAUGGACUGAAAUGUCUUUAAAUCAUGAAAUUGUUAAAUAUAUUUUUAUAUUGCUGACGUUUCACAGGACUAUGAAAUGGGUGAUGUGUAACUAUAUAUCUUUCUGGUUAAAGGCAUGUACAAAUUAAAUUUGUCAAAUUUGACCACUUAUCGAGAUGAAGAAGCUUCCAGAUCCAGAUGUGAUUUGAGAGCUAAAGACCCAGUGUGGAAUUUUGUAUCUAUAUGAGGAUGGAAAAAACCUAAAGAAAACAAAAGAAUCCAGAUGUAACGAACCGCAGCUUUUCACGCACGCCUUUUCACGUAUGUCAGAAGGGAUUUCAUGGAGAUCCAAAGGUGCUUGUUUUAAUUGAUUUGCGGCAUUUCAUCGCUCGCUGUGCCACGAGCAUGUCCAGCCGUUACGUUCUCAGUGCGUGUAACUGGCCUCUUACCAAUUCCUCCUGAGGGUGCUGUUGAUCCCCAUGGCCCUGCGGCCUCCAUCUUAGGCACAGCCUUCUUCAUAUUCGCGUUGCCAUUGGCCAGCGUCAGUCAGCUUUCUGAAGACCGAGCCUCACCCUCCUUAGCUGACGGCACGUUUUCUUCACACUUCUUCAAAUGUGCUGUCCAGUGUUUUGUCUGCAUAUUUGUAUUUUUUUAAGCCUUGGAGGGUUUCGCUGUGUAAUCCCUUAUACGCCUUUAGCAUAAGGAUACGAGGUCUGCUAUCUAGUUUUUUUUUCCUUCAGUGUUUUAGCUUACCUUUGCUUUCUCUGUAUCACACUUCCUAGUAACUGCGUGAAUGAGGACCUGCUCUCUGCCCUGGGUUUUAUUUUUCCUUCCUUCCUUACUGAGAGGGAACCAGAGUUCAGAGCCGCUCUGCCUUGCCCUGUCUGUGCUGUUUCUGUCUCGUCUCUUUCUGUAUAUAAGUCAGGCUGAAGUGAGAAUUAUGAUGCAAUUCUAAAGUAUCUUUCUGGGUCGGUAUCAUUUUGUUGCAUAACUAGGGUUGAACUGAAAUUCUUCACAUUUCUUUGUCAGUACUAUCGCUUUCUUUCACUUUGCAUUUUCCAUUCCAGGUGUUCAGUGAAGUUCACAUCUGUAAUUUCAACCAGGACCAAAAAGGAAAUUCAUGCUCGGUGACUGGAGGCUCCACAGGCCUUUGCGUAGGUGUAGAUGUGCUAUUUAAAACACGGAUUAUUUACUUUGGUUUCUUUUUCUAUGAUGGUGUUCCAGAUUAUCGACAUUUACACAACGGUUGCUUUACCGAGUGCAAGCAAUGAACAUAUUUGUACAAUAAACACACUUAAUGAAAUAAACUCAAUUUAUUGA
This is a messenger RNA of Paramormyrops kingsleyae, 5560 nucleotides long. It is a transcript of the gene tbc1d25, whose product is annotated as TBC1 domain family, member 25. NCBI's taxonomy places the organism in Eukaryota, Metazoa, Chordata, Actinopteri, Osteoglossiformes, Mormyridae. The record is from RefSeq and is a predicted model, not a curated record. Gene Ontology annotation, molecular function: GTPase activator activity. Gene Ontology annotation, biological process: activation of GTPase activity; regulation of autophagosome maturation. Gene Ontology annotation, cellular component: autophagosome.